GAGGCUCCGUCGUUCGCAUGCGCCGUAGGUAAUGUUUACUUCCUCCCGGCCUAGUGAGGAGGUGAGGUGUGAGCACGUGAGAUGUGGUGAGCCUUGUUUUUCGCCGAAGCUACCCUAACUGGUGGUUGGGGUGGACGUUAGAGGAAGAUGUGGGGCCCCGCGAUGGGGCUGCCUCCGCGCCUGGCACUGUCCGUGUUGGCUGGCUCCGGUCGCUCUUGCAUUCUGGAGUCCGGAGCCGCGACGCGGAAGGGCUGGCUAGCAAGGACCCGACGUGGCUUCUCUGAGAUCCACCCGCAGCCGUUGUGCGAUGCUGAUUUCCAUUAUUCGCCCGCGUGGGCAGCCAGGGCUCGACCCGAGCCAACGUAUCACCUAAUAAAUGAUAAAUUGGCCAAGAACAUAGCACGAGACCUUCUGGGGACGGAAAAUCCAUCCCGUCAACUUAUACUUGAGUGCAAUCCGGGUCCUGGAAUCCUGACUAAAGCAUUACUUAGAACUGGUGCCAAAGUGGUUGUCUUUGAAAGUGAAAAGAUUUUUAUUCCACAUUUGAAGUCCUUACGGAAGAAUGGGGAUGGAGAGCUGCAGGUGGUUCACUGCGACUUAUUUAGACUGGAUCCUAGAUCUCAGGAACCAGUCAGGGCAGAUUUCACUUCACAUGCAGUUUUUCAGGAUUUGGGAAUAAAACCAGUUCCUUGGUCAGCAGGUGUUCCUAUGAAAAUAUUUGCAAUCCUACCAAAUAAACAUGAAAGACGAGUACUUUGGAAGAUUCUGUUCGACCUGUAUGCCUGCGAAUCUAUAUUCAGAUAUGGACGAGUAGAACUGUAUCUGUUUGUUAGUGAAAAAGAAUUCCGGAAAGUAACAGCGACUCCUGAAAGGCCAGAUUUUUAUCACGUACUGAGUGUGCUUUGGCAGGUGGCUUGUAAAGUUAAGUUUCUGCACACGGAACCUGGGUCGUCAUUUAAUGUGUAUCCCGAAUAUGGGACCCUAGAAAAGUCAAAGCAGGGGGAGUUAUUAAAAGUAUCAAGGAAAAAAAGCCUAUAUCUUGUUCGAUUGACUCCUCGUAGGAAUUUAUUUACAGAAAACUUAAGUCCUAUGACCUAUGAAACAUUUUUCCACAUGGUAAAGCACUGCUUUGGGAAGCGCAAUGCUCCAAUAGUACAGCAUUUACGUUCACUGAGUUUACUUGAUCCUCUUAAAAUACUGAGGCAGGCAAGAAGAAGACCUUCAGAGAUAGUAGUUAAACUGCAUCCUUAUGAUUUCAAAAGACUUUUUGAAACUAUACAGUGUUCGGAGGAUUCUGUCUUUAAAUGGGUGUAUGAGGACAGCUUGGAGGACAUUGAGCUCUAGGAAAAGUCUGCAAGCCACGAGCUGGAGCUGUUUGUUUAUUUGAAAAUUAUGAGACAAAUGGAAAUGGAAUUCAAGAAGCUCACUAAGAAGAAGAAGAAGAAGAGAAACUAUCCUUGUUUGGAACAAAUGAGGCAAAUAAUUUCUUCUGAAGUUGAUACAGUAAAAUGCCCUGGAACAAACAGUGGAAGCUGUUUUAUUCAAAACUGAAUAAAUGAAAACUUGAGUUGUCAGUUUGAUCAGAUGAAAUUUGUUUUGUUUUAAAUUAUUAUUAUCUUCUGUAAUUUGGUUUAUUUUUUUAGACAGUCUUUUGGCCAAACAUCCUUAAAUAUCACACUUUUCACCAUUGUCAAUCACUUCCAUCCUCCUCCAGUUUCUAGAAAAUAAAUUGGUUUGGCCAAGCAUGGUGGUGCAAUGCCAGUUUCAGCUGUACAGUCAGUUUAAGACCAGUUUGGGCUAAGAAGUAACCCUGUCAAACAAAACAGAAUAAAACUCAUUUCAGAAGGUCACUAGUUUUUCUUUCAGUAUGUGAAGUAGAUUAUUAAUGCUAGAUAAUGUCAUUGUCUAAAUUUUAGUAUGUUUUUAACUUUUUUGGAAAUAAAAAUGUUAUAUAAUA
Molecule: messenger RNA, 1957 nt
Organism: Psammomys obesus (fat sand rat)
Lineage: Eukaryota; Metazoa; Chordata; Mammalia; Rodentia; Muridae
Gene: Tfb2m
Product: transcription factor B2, mitochondrial
Exons: 8
Coding region: 148-1344 (398 amino acids)
Biological process (GO): transcription initiation at mitochondrial promoter; rRNA methylation
Cellular component (GO): mitochondrial matrix
Molecular function (GO): rRNA (adenine-N6,N6-)-dimethyltransferase activity; mitochondrial transcription factor activity
Source: RefSeq, a predicted model, not a curated record